GAAAUUUCCGGCGAGAAAAGGAGUGCAGAGAAUGAUGGAUCUCUUGGUACUGAUGCAAAGCGACAAAAGCUGGCAGGUAACUGAUAAAUAAGGAAAGUUAUAAAUCAAUGAAUAAAAAUAAAUAAGUAAAUAAAUAAAUCAAUACGUGCUUAUCCUCUUCAACGAAACAUCUAAUCCAAUAUAAACAUAAGAGAGUUGCUCGGUAAGCAACAAGUGUAAAGGCGCAUAGGAAGUUAAGUUCGCGGUUAUUGCUCGUGAUUGACAGUUUUGCAUAAAAGUUACGGGAUGUUGAAAGUGACAGGGGUUGGGUUAGGAAAAAUAGAAGUUGUGGUGAUUUGUUUCAAAUUUUGUUGAAUGGAUUUUUACGGAUUUUAAAGCAGAAACCAAAGGAAAAUCAAGGGUUAAGGAUCCCAACUUGCAGGAGGCAAACCUGUUGGCUGAGGAUUUGAACACGGAACUAUUGAGAACUAGCGGUUCGGGCGGGAGUUCCGGCUACCCUCCCUUUCCCUAUGUAAAGUUCCAGUAUUAGGGAGCUUAAGCAGCAACGUUUUUGAGCGACGCACGUCAACCGGAAGUGGCCUUUUUUCAAAUUUUGACGGUGGUUUCGCGCAAAUUUUCAGUCAGAUCGCCUCCAUAACAGUAAAGAAGCUAAGGAAUACAAAUUUUAUAUCAUCAAGGCAUGUUAAGGGGGAAAAUACCUCACUUCCGGUUGACGUGCGUCGCUCAAAAACGUCGCUGCUUAAGCUCCCUAUUUAUAGCUCCUGACCCCCCCCCCCCCCCCCCCCACCAUCCAGUUGUUUCUCAUGAAGACUUAUCAUCACCCUAAAGGUGAUAACAGCUGCAUCAACAGUCACAGAUUACAAUGUCUUCUAUUUGCUUUUUGCAGGAGAUGUACCACUUGAGGUUUUGACUCAGAUCGUAGGAACUAUAUCUGACCCUUCCGCCAUGUUAGGCCCGGAGGUUUGUUACAAAUUUCAAGUAUUUUGUGGUGGUUUUUAAAAGUUCUUAUCCAGUUGUAUGCUGCAAUAGGCCAUUUGCGCGAUGACAUCAUUUUACUGCUACGAUCAGACUUUCCUAUUUAUAUUCACGACUAAGAGACGGGAAUGGGUGUGCAGCUCGAACUAUGGAGCCUGAGUGUUUAAUGCCGUCCAAAUAACAUACAAAGUUCAACAUCAUAACUAAAGAAUGGUAAACAAAUAUUCCUAAAUAAAGUCACUCAGGCUAAACUAUUCACGUGCGCCGCCUGAUACGAAAACCCAAAAAACCCAAUGGGAAAAAAUUGGGAACGUAUUCCCCAACCGAUGCGGUCGCACAACCUCUGGGGGUUAAAGGUAAAAAAUCAAUCGAUAGAUGAAUAAAGUAAGGUAUAAAAAUAAAAUUUGAUAGUUCGAGAGCUGAGAUGAAUACAUUACAACUGUCAAAACCUUAUAUACCUUACAACAAUAGAGUCAAUUAACGCCAUAACGGCUCACGUGCGUUCAUACCAAUAGGAAAGUAUUUACAUUCUCUGUCACUGCCACUACGUUUAGCUCCGCCGAAUGUAAAUACAUUUCCUAUUUAUAUUCACGACUAAGAGACGGGAAUGGGUGUGCAGCUCGAACUAUGGAGCGGCUGAGAAAACAAAGAACGGGAAACAAUACAGUCCAAGAGACAUAGAGACCGCUAAUCGGCUCUCUAUCGAGUCUGCAAAGUAAACAUCCUAGCGUUUUCCGAACGCCAUCUACCAUGGCGCUUAAACAUUCUAUCGGAGAUACCACCAUUAGCGGCGGCAGAUGCACCGCCACUUCUGAAGCUGUGCCAAGAGAAAGACUUAAGAUCUAAGCCCACGUCUGUAGUCUUCUUCAAUAAAACUUCUCUACAUCUUGUAGUCCAUCCGCCCAGGCUCCAAAUGUCUUGUAAGAGCCAGACUUGGUUGAAUAUUUCCGAACAAAUAGUCGUCUCCACCUUGGUAAGAUGUCGGUAAAGUGAGUUUGGCUUACGAUAAGUACUUCUCUAAAUUACCCCAGGGGAAAACAAUCCGUGCCAGACUUGACAAUAGGGACAAUAGCGCCCUCGCGAAAUUGAUCAGUUUUACUACUUUCAAUAAAAGCUCAAAACGAGGUGUCAUGCAGAGCUAAAUCUUUAAGUUUCAGAUUAGCCAAUUCGUCAAAUCUUAAGAACCCCGCAAGGGCCAGUAACGCCAUGGCGAUGAAUCUCGUGUCCACCAAAGAUCCAUCGAGACUCUGAAAAAACGUUAGUAAAAUUUCGGGUGUAAUGGGGAGCUUUUUGGAAGUGAGGUGUAAUAGCCUUCUCUUAGCGGACUCCACGACCUUCUGGGGAAGCGUAUGAUUGGUAGGAGAGUCAAAACCAGCAAAAUCAUGAGCCCAGCGGAUGCUAUAGAGGGCGUUCUGGACCGGCGCAGGAGAACUAGAAGCCUGGAGAACACUGAGCAGGUAUGAAGAAACGUAAGCCGGAGUAGCAGGCAGCACUGCGACCUCGGGAAAUCUGUUGGCCCAAGCACGCCAUCGCUUAAAACUGUUGAGGUAGGUGAGAGUAGUCGAAUCUGUCCUGGAACCAAGGACUACCUCCGGUAGCUUUUUUGCUACGCAGCGUAGGGAGGGAGCUCUGACAUCGUUAAGCUCAGCCCACAUAGGGCUAGCGAAAAACAUCUGAAAAACAGAAGAAAUAAAAGACCAUAUGGAUUCAAUAUAAGGACUUAAAAAAUGAAAAAGAUGCACGAGAAAAAAGGAGCAGAAAAAGGAAACGCGCGUAAUAUGUAGUGCAAAAACAUACAACUAUCACACAGAUACAUAACAAGAGAGUGGCCACCGAGGCGCACGCGACCAUAUAUAUGGGGGACCUGGAAGGAUUCAAAACUGACCGAGGUCACGCAAGAAUGUAACGGUACGACCCGUCGGGAUCAGUGAAGGUACAAACAAGGUCACCGAGACCCGCGUAAAUGCCACCGAGGCAAAAGAAAAAACAGAACAAAUCACUCAAAAAUAAUAAACCACACUAAUAUAGGCUAAACAAUAACUACACGUAACUGCGGAAAAGAAACUAAGCCUAGAAGCACAAAUCUAACAAGCCGACAAACGGACGGCUAAUACAUGAGACUAAAGUUAGGGCCAUAAAAAAUAGACUCUGUGGAGCCCGGAACAGAAAUAUUAGAAACAUUGGUAAAAAACAAUGGUCUCUUUAACGCAAAAGGAAAAAGGGGGAAUGGGGACCAAAGAGCAUGGGCCAAAAUGGAGCUGAGACCCACUUGGGGACAAUAAUAGAGCCCAUGGACCGACAUACAAACAAAUGCCUAAUAACCCUGGGAACAAGGGACACUGGGGAAACGAGCUAGUUAUUCUCCCCCGCCCUGUCAAAACAAAAGGCAUCCACCCCCUCCAAGUCAGGAUACCAGAAACGAGAAAAAAAUCUGGGCAAUUUGCGGUAUUAGAAUGGGCAAAACGAUCUACGGAAGUGGACCCCAAAUGUUGUCUACAAGGCGAAAAAAUUCAAACGAAACACCCCAAUCAUCAAAGUCAACGAUCCUGCUGAUGGCAUCCACGUGCCCAUUGAGAGACCUAGGAAUCCAGUCCACCUGCAAAUCAAUACCAUUUCGCAAAACUAGCUGAAAAAUAGAGACGGAAAGUUCGUGUAAACCCCGCUUCAUACUCCCGUUGCGAAUAAUGGACGGAAUGUAGCGGUUAUCCGUAAACCAUUAAAUCGCGCGCCCUGACAAAACUACGGAAAAACUAGAGAGACAAAUAUAGCUGGGAAACAUUUCAUUAGCAGUCCACGGACGAUGACAAAUAACACCCUCGUGGUCUUAACAACACCGCCAACCCCUAGAUCACUAGCAUCUGAAUAAACAAUGGAACGAGAACAUGAAAAGUGACGCCCAGUGGGCCUACCAUUCAAACACCGAACGUUCUCUUUCCAGAAAAAAAAGCUCUUCUUUGACAGAAUCGGACAAAGGAAACCUAGAGUCCCAACUAGACUGAAGGACGAUGGACAUAUGAAUAACCUUUGUCAUCAACGGUUGUAACAUAACCUACAGCUAGUUUAAAGGAAUUAAUACGACCAGCAAGAACGGACAGUUCCUGGCAGUGCAACAAUUAGCCUCUAAAAGGGAAUCAAUAUCAGAAAGAACCCGUUUGAGUUUUAUCCCUGAACAAAAAAGGAAACCCUGAAAAAGAUCAAUGGGGAAACCCAAACAAUCAAGGGCUGAUGUAGGAACCCAAACAGAUUUCUCGAGGUAGGGUACAAAGCCAGAACGAAUCAAAUCAGUCUUAACCCUGGUGGAAUGGUCUAAAGCAACCGGAUAUGAAGGCCCCUCCGCUAAACCAUCAUAAAUAUAAACGACAAUGUGAAUACCAACCCACCUUCAGUAGGCAACGAGAGGCCUAAAAAUCUUGUGUAAACAAAAGGGAUUGAACAGGGGCCGAAGGGCAGGACCCUGAAACAAAACUAACGGACCUUACCCUGGUAAAACCAGGAAAAACCCAAAAAUGUCUGGUGGGGCGGGAAGAUAAGGACAUGAUGAUAACCCCUCUUAAUGUCAAAUGAAAACAUGAAAUGACCCUUGUCAAAAUAAUUCAGAGCCACCUUAAGAACCUCAAACUUGACCUUUGGCUUCCAGACAUGCUUAUUUACAAACCUAAGGUCCAAGAUCAACCUCUUCCUCCCAGAUGAUUGAACAGAAACGGAAAGAGGGUUGACGUUAUGGGGCAGGACCCCAGAUCCAAAAAUGCGAUUGGUAACCAACAAUUAGGAAACAGCUUCGUUAACAAAAUCAGAAUGCGUCAAAGCUGACUUAUUAUAACUAGAGUGGAAAGGAAUACGAUAACCAUGCUCGAUAAAUCUAGAAUAUAUUGACUGGCGCCUAUAGAACGCCAAAACUGAACAAUGAUAUGGGAUUUUAGCCUACCGGCUACAACGAUAGUAGAACUACGACCCUGUUCAUAUUCAAAAAAAGUCAAAAUCAUCUUCAACAAAAUUCCUUAACUUAUCUGUGUCCUCGACGAGUGCACCAACAUCCGAGUCCAUCACGUACGAUUCCCAGGUUGGCUAGGUGAAAACUACGCCUGAAGGACGGGGCACUGAUUCCUGAAAAGGCCGAAACUGCCAAAACUGCCAACACUGCCAACACGCGAACCACGGUGAGCCUUAGGCCAAUUGACGGCAACGAAAGGGUUCGAAAAAUUGGAACUUUCCUUUAACUCUUCGAAGGCCUUUUCAACUUGAGGCGAAGACGCCUGAAGGGCGGUAGAAGCAGACUGGACGUGUUCAAGAACUUCAGAAUUAAGUAGGAACUGCUUCUCGUUGCCUUUCUUUUAAAACUUCGGAACAUUAGCAGUAGCUGUCUUGAGCUUCUUCAGCGCAGCGUCGUGUUCUUGUGCAAGUUCUCUCUUUAAAGAAGAUAAACCAGAUCGAAACUCGUCUUUGAGCUCGGAAAUGCUUCGCGCGAGAUCAUCAUCGGACGGCAUUUUAAAAUUUGAUAGUUCGAGAGCUGAGAUGAAUACAUUACAACUGUCAAAACCUUAUAUACCUUACAACAAUAGAGUCAAUUAACGCCAUAACGGCUCACGUGCGUUCAUACCAAUAGGAAAGUAUUUACAUUCUCUGUCACUGCCACUACGUUUAGCUCCGCCGAAUGUAAAUACAUUUCUCAGGGUUUUGCUUUUUGUGUGCAAAUUAGGGCCCUCUCACUGGAAUUACCAAAUUUAACUAAGAAAGGAGAAACGAAAAGGAUUCUGGUCGUAGUAGUUAAAUUACGCCUUCUUGCCAAAUGGCCUAUUCAAGGAUUUUUGUCCAUCUUUGGAGGCUAAAGGACGAGGAUAUUAGUGUUUUACAUACUGGCGUUAAUGCGGUCACAGUCAUUUUAUAUUUCCCGCGCUACUCGACGCAUGCUGUGAGUCUUUUUGGCGGGAAAUUUCGUAGCCACUCUUGUGAUUGCAUGGUUGUUUUAUCGUGGGACGCAAAUCAAUCUGAAAUAAACAUCCUAGUAGCUUUCAUGGUCGCUUUCUUUUAUCUGUUUUACAUUUCCAUCCUUAUAUCCCACAGGAAAUUUAUCGUGGGAAGAAGCGGUUACAUACGCAGUGAAUAGAGAUCUUUAGAUUCUAAGGCGAGGACAAGUACGAGGAGGAGACUCUUCCAACACUAAGUAGUGCGCGUACUUGAACCACCGUCAUUUUGGCGGGAAAACGUGGUAUCUCUCGUCACUCAACUACGGGUUUUAGCGACAAUGUCGCAGUGACAGAAACAAGUUAUCAAAUGUCACAAGUUUUAUCAUUUUCCGAUGGGGAGAGGGCUUACAAUGUAACAUCCUUCAAUAAAAAUAACCGUGCUAACUUUUCUGGGGCAAAAAAAGUACAAUGAUGCUUUCUGGGGUGUUUAUUUUUAAGAAUACGCGAAAAAAACAUUAAGUUAAAUCUCAUCCUCGUGGAGGUCCUCGUCCUCGGAUCUAAAGCCAAGGUCUUUAAUUUCCCCAUGUAAACUGCCUUAUCCCACGGGAUAAAAGCUCGGUUUAACCGGAACUGUUGUUUUAACUGUUUCAGGGUGGACUGUACCCUGGAACUCACAGCGCCAGAGAUGAGGCUGCUCGCUGCGAAGAAAGAAGAGGCGUGAUUGAAUUCCAUGUGGUGGGCAAUUCAUUCAACAGACAGCCUUCAAAACAAACACUUCUUUGGCUGGUAGGAUUGCAAAACGUGUUCUCAUAUCAGCUGCCAAGAAUGCCGAAAGAGUACAUCUCGAGACUUGUCUUUGACCCGUAAGUAUGAAUUAUACAGGUGUAACCUGCGUAGCAGUCUUCCCCGUUUCCUUUAAGCAACGCGGAAAAAAUGGGGGGUGGGGGUGGGUCCCCAUCUCCGUCCCUUUUUAGAGCGCGUCACGUGCGCUUCUCUCGCAUUGCAAGAGCCCAUAACUCGGAACGAUCAACUUCCAUGUACUCGCGUCACAUUUUCACGACUAGUUUAUUUUAAGAACGGUUUUGGCGCGAAUUUAGAAUAUGAAGUUCCACAAACAAGUCAGCCCAAACCGCAGACUUGAAAAUGAUAUUUUUGACCUUUUAAUGAUGUUUACGAUACUUUGAAUGCCCUCAUAGACGGAGCAGAAAAAGAAAAUUUGUUGUGAUUUGUUUCAAAUUUUGUUUGACGGAGCAAAAAGUGCUCUAAAAUAUAUCUAAAAAUAAACCGUUUUGUGAAAACGUCGUAACAUAGGCCUAGUAUUGGAGUUGCUCGCUCCGCGUUACUGCCUCCUGAGUCCUGACGCAGGCUCAUAUUGAUGGAAAGCUUUCAGUCCAUGCAUUCGUAGAAAGGAAAAGGUGGAGUAGAUUUUGCUUUAUUUUAGCCUUCAUUUACGUCAAAUUCCCCUCACAAAUCUCCUUUCCCUUUCGUCCUCGGCUGAAAAAAUUCAUUAUCAGUUUCUUUUUAACGUUAAGGCUUUCCAGUUUAAGGUUUUACCCAGUAAAACUUGAAAAGUAUGCCAUCUUAUAGGCACCGAGAAAUUCUUUACUUGACGCACUUGCGAAUCGAACCUGUGUCUUGUGAAAUCCCAGUUGAAGUUUAAAGAUCCUAUUUUCUACUGAGAUGCACGGACGUAACUACAAACACUGUCAGUAAAGUAAAAGGUCCAACAAAAUCGAAAUGGUGUCGCAUAACUUACACUCCCUGCUAGAGUUGGUGCAGGUUCUAUGUGAGAUGCAUUGUUGUUGAUUGUAAGUUGUUUUAUUUUGCAGAAAACACAAGACUCUAGCUUUGGUCAAGGACAACAAGCCGAUUGGUGGAAUCUGUUUCCGCAUGUUUCCCUCGCAGAACUUCACAGAAAUCGUGUUUUGUGCGGUCACUUCAAAUGAGCAAGUCAAGGUAUUAUCCUUCGCGUGUGUAAAGUCAGUUAGCCAUUCAUACUGCUUGUAACUGUCAGUGGUAUUGCUCCUGUCAGUAAAUAGAAAUUUUACGAGUAAAUUUCCUCAAGAGAUAAAAAAGAUAAAUUUAUUAUCAUCACUACCGCCACCAUCACCAUCAAUUUUUUUAGUAUUACUGUUUUAUCAUCAUCGACUUUUUCUUCAUCCAUCAUCGUUUUCGUCAUCAUCAUGAUCAUCAUCAUUAUGUUUUUAUGAUUAUAACAAUAAUUUAUAAUUGUAACAAUAACUAUUAUCACCACUGACAUCAUCAUCAUCAUCAUUAUCAUUACCUGUUAUUAUUAUAAUCAUAGUUAUCUUUAUUAUUAUUAUUAACCUAUUCCAUUUACUUGCGCGUCUUUCCUAAUUUCUGAGAGCCUGGAACAGGCUACAUUACUCCAAAUUCUUCCAACAGUUUGUUUGAGAGUAUAUUGAAACUCGUAAGGAGCCCCGGGUAAUACUCUCCUGGAAACACUUACGAGGACUUUCUUGUUGACCCCAGCGUUAUUUGUUUUGUCGUUGAAGGGGUAUGGCACACAUCUCAUGAAUCACCUCAAGGAUUACCACGUCAAGCAUUCGGUUUUGAACUUUUUGACAUAUGCUGAUGAAUACGCGAUUGGAUACUUCAAAAAACAGGUAACUCAACCGAUUCAAUACUUAGUAAAUACCUUGUGGUAAAGUUAAGGCACGAACAACCACGGCGACGACCUUAGAUAUAACGACACGCGAAUUCGCGCUGUUUCAAACUUCUUCGCGCUUAAUACAACUCGCUCACCAAAAAGUGUGACACAAGUGCACAGUUGUUGUUUUGCUGAUUAAGGGUAUUGUUUAUUUUAUGUUCUCGUUACCGUCGCUGUCGAGGCUGCUUGAGCUCUCUAUUAUAGCACAAACAAAGAAGUUAGUAGAUCCAAUAUGAAAAUGACCCAGCGGUUGACACUCCCGCCAAUAGUCCACUCAUCCUUUGACGUCAUAGAUUUUUUUCAGUGGUGCAGAUUCAGAGAGGUUUGGCGGGAAACAGUUUCACUGUUACACGUCAUGUGACCUCUCUUCGGCCAAUGAGUGUGAACGUUGGGCAAAAUGUUCAAACUAUUUUUAUCUAUUGUUCAAAAGGGAUUCAGUAAGGACAUCAGAAUACCCAAAUCGUCCUACAUUGGGUACAUAAAGGAUUAUGAGGGUGCCACUUUGAUGCAUGUAAGUCUAUCAUGUUUUUUCUAACAUUUUUCUUUUCCUCGACACGUUGUCAACAUUUCCUUUGUUGUUCAAACUUUCUCGGAGUUGUACCUUUGAUAGGCCACUUCCGAGUUCCAAAAACCGUUAUUUUCAAAAUGAGGCUAGGUGCACAACUUUUCUUGUGAAAAUGAGUUUCAUUUGCAUGAGAAUGAAAAAUGAUUUCCACAUCAAAGGCUGAGCACCUACCCUCGUUUUGAAACAGAGGCCCGGGGGAACCCGGAAAUGGUCUGUUGGCUAGAAUUUUUUAAGAAAUAGAAAGCGCUGUUCAUAUUUUAACAAAGUUUUCAAACUGAAAUAUGACUGGUCAUUCGGGAGAAUUAAGAGACAAGUUUUCACAGCCUUCCUGACUUCUCCAAGGGUUACACUUUUGCUACCCAUGAUGAUGUGAAAAGUAAUAUCAUUUACUUGUGAAAAAAAAAAGCCGUCGUGCAAAUUCGCCCUUGUUAGGGUUUUUCUUAUCACUAACUGAUCUUGAUUCAUUCAGCACACAAGUCAGUAUUAGUUACCAGAGGUCAAAAGCUCUCUCGCCUUAGACUGUAAAAUUGUUAAUCAUAACUAUAACAAAAUUCUCAAAUCUGAUUGGUUCUCAACUGCCCUGAUUUCAGCCUUAAUAGGACAGUUUAAUAGGACAGUACGCGUCAUGCCUAAGUAAUUGGACAGUACGCGCCAUCACGCGCGCGCUUAAAUGGCUUUUUUGUUUUCAUUGCUAGCGAAAAAAUCGUGGAAUUUCUUGUGUUUUGAUUUAAAAAGAGCCCUAUAUAUCACAAAUUUUGUUAAAGUUAUGAUUAAUUGGUAACAGAACUUCGUGUCGUCCAAUUCGGUCUGUAAUCAUACUCGUGAUUAAACAAAUCGGACUCCCGCUACGCGGUCGUCCGAUUUUGUUAAUCACUCGUAUGAUUACAGACCGAAUUGGACUCCACUCAGUCCUGUAACCAUUACAAAUUGCACAACUGGCUCCAGUUUUUCAAAAGGUAAAUAACACUAUCCACUGGAUAAUCUCUAUCCGUUGGAUAACGCAAUUGGUGUCCCUAAUUCUUAUUAACUGGAUAUUGAUUUAUGAGGUGGAUAGCGCUAUCUAACGUUGGAACAACAGGGGCUUGUACUCCAUGUGUUUUUCAUGGCUUUCUUUUGACAGUGUGCCAUUAAUGCAAGAAUUCAGUACACAGAAUUCUCCACCAUCAUCCGAAAGCAGAAAGAGGUAGGUUUACCCCACGUGACAGUUUUUCAACCAAUAAGAGGUGACUAGAUCUUUUGCGAUUUCUCGCGCUUGUCUAGCGCCGUCGCUGUUAUGUCUUCUCCCUAGCAAUAUCACAGGAAGCUCGAACCCUUGAUAGCUAUCUGUAAGCUUUAUCAGCAAUUUGUAAAGCUACGUGUAAACGGACACAACAACUCUCAACAUUGUUGGGCCAACAUUGUUGGGAGUUGUUGCGUUCGUGUUGGUAGUGUAGUGCAAACAGGUGCAACAACUCCCGUCAAUGUUGGAAUCUGCUGGUUAUCGUAGGAAGAAUACAGCCUUUAAGACUUUGGAGACCAUGUGUGAAGAGCUGGAACAGCUGCGCUACGCUUCGGCGAUAACGGAACAAAAGAAAUGUUGAGAGUUGUUGGCUCAAAAGAUUAACCGGUUUCAAACUUUGCGCAACAACAUGCAACAGGGUGUGCAAACGGACGCAAUAAGUAACAUCCAACAAUGUUGCAUCGGUUUGCACGGGGUUGAAGCUUAUAGAGCCUUUUCACAAGACAUGACGUGUCACGUCCGCUAUGUUGUGUCCCAGAAUAAUGAAAUGGCUGGCGGCCAUGUUGGUGUCCAGUCUUGUGGGAGUUGAACUCUUUUGCUAUGAAAACGCUUUCUGUUGGCGCAAAAAUUUGUAUAACUGCUGGACAAAUGGGUGAAAACGCUCUCUAGGCAGCCAUACGGCUUUUGGGCUCCUUGUGGUGGUAUCUGUUGCCGCCUGCGAGCGAGCUCUCCAUUUCUAGUGGCGAGCAAAGCGAACCUCGAGACUCACUUCUCCUUUCGCGUGCGGCACACGCGUGACUUCUCGCGACUCCCCCAAAUGGAAAGCUAUAGUAUCUGACACUGAAUAGACACUUUGCGCAGUUUUUUAAAAGAGUUGUCACUAAUCUUUUCUUGCAGAUCGUCAAGAAACUAAUGGAGAGGAGACAGACUGAAAUUCGAAAAGUCUAUCCUGGACUCAAGUGUUUCCAAGAAGGGGUCCGACAUAUCCCUAUUGAGAGCAUUCCGGGAAUACGUAAGUGCCGUCGAUCCUGAAGCUAAAGACAUCCCCAUUAAUUGAAGCUACCAAAAUACCCGACUAACAGUAACUAAGGGAACUUUCAAUGUCGCCUAAGACAACGAGACUUAAAACCUGGAACCCAGAUCACCCCGAAACUCUCCGGAACACGUCAAAUAAAAUACGGCAGCGGUCCGGCGGUCCAACUUCCACCCGUCUUCGCUGUUCACAUGGUAAUGUUACUUAAGUCUAUGGUCAAGAGGCCAGGUGAAUGUUGUAUCUGAUGGCUUCGCUGAGAGGGGGGAGGGGUUAGGACCUCUAGACCCCCGUACCCCCCCCCCGAUCCGUAACUAACUACUAGCUCAGCCAGAUUGUCGUAUAAAAGUUGUUUUCAUCUCUACUCUGCUGUUACAGAUAGAAGACUUUUUGGUGGCUGUAGAUAACCUCAGGCUUAAAUUCGAUGAAACGCUCAAAUUUUAAUCCACUUACCAGCAAAGCAUUCACGUGUUUCAUCGGUUUGCAGCCUGUCCAAUGAUUCAAUGUAGAUACUGGCACGCAAGGCGUACACACAACGAAAAGCAGAUAACAUUCCUUACAUUUCCCAGCCUUUAAAAAGGAAUCAAUCCUAAUUUGGCAGAUAAAAAUCAUGAUGAGCAUGUGUUCUUUUUUUGUCAAUGCAGGUGAGACAGGAUGGAAACCCUCUUUGACAAAAAGGUUUGUUGUAGUUCUUUAAACUUGAUGCUACUCUGUGGCCAAAUCACCCAGAAGCAUUGCCGGAUCAAUUGAGGUUCCUGGGUAACUGACCACCUACCCCUCCCUAAGUCACAAUUUUGCCAAAAGCGAGAACUACGUGUUAAUGUUGACUUUGGGGAGGGUUAGGUGGUCAGUUACCCAGAAACCUUAAUUGAUCUGCAUUGCCCCAUGUAGGAUAAUCCAGAUUCCGGAAUCUGGGAAAUUUUUUGCUUGUGGAUUCCGGAAUCCUGGGCUUUGGAAUCUAUAAUUCAGCUCUAAGAAUCUUAAAUCCAAGUUCCACCAAUACGGAAUCCGGAAUCCAGUAGCUACAAUCCUGAAUUUACAGCGUGGAGUCCAGAAUCCAAGGCCGCCUUGGAUUACCUUACACGGAGCGAGAUGUUUACAAGCUUUAUUAUAAUUAUUCUUUUAGCUUUAUAUUUCACUGCGUAACUAAGCAGUUUUUGUUAUGUUUUUCUUAGUGAGGAUGUAUUCACCGAUACAGACCAAUUGCAGACUCAACUUAAAAAUAUUCUAACGCAAGUUAAGGUAAGUAAACUUCUUAGAAAGAAACGCCGACGUUAAGAUUUAAUAAGCUUCGUUUUGACAUGUUGUACACACACAGAAACGACAUAGCCCGCGAGCAAGCUAUCCACUUGGACCUAACCCCAGUUUCUCAAAAAGUGGAUAGCGCUAGAUUUAUCCAGCGGAUAACGCAAUUGGUUUCACAAUUACUUAUCCACUGGAAAGUGGUUUAUCCGGUGGAUAGCGCUAUCCAGCGUGUGAACAACCGGGGCCUUGCUCUUAAAACCUUAGAUAGCGUUAACCACCGGAUAAAUCACUAUCCAGGUGAUAGUGAUAGAGGAAACCACUUGUGUUUACCACUAGAUAGAGAUUUAUCCGGUAGAUCAGUAGUGUUAUUCGCCAUUCCUUUCUUUACUUGUAAAUAAGCAGCAGCCAACUCGAAAGCUUUGCUAUUUUGGCUGUCAGCACAGUGAUUCUAAAAUUGUACAUAUAGUUAUAUAAUUUCUAUCAAUUUGUUUUCUAUAGUUUCUUAUAUUCUCAUUUGUUUCUUCACCUUUGUACCUGAAUAGUGUGAAUGAAAGACUGUUGUUGUUUAUGUCGUGCCGAGGCGAAAAGCUAUCCGAAAUAGUGUGAACAAAGCCUAAGUUAGUAACAAUCCUUCAUUCCUCUAUUCUAUUAACAGAACCAUGCUAGUUCGUGGCCUUUCCAAAGACCUGUAGAAAUCUCGGAGGCACCAGAUUAUUAUGACCACAUCAAGUAUCCGAUGGGUGAGUUAUUUUCAGCACCAACGUAUUGUGUGUUAGUGUUUUGUUGAAACAUAAUGGUGUGAAUUCCGGUUUAGACCUCCCUGUCGUAAGCGUUUUAAUAGAGACCUUACGGGGACGAGAGUUUCUCAAUACUAAGAAGUAGGCACGCUUGAACCAGCGUCAUUUUGGCAGGAAAACUAGAUAGCCGUCGUCAUUCUACCACGGGUUAAGUGAAAUUGUCGUAGUGACGGAAACAGGUUAUGAAAUGAAAAAUUUCUAUCGUGUUGCGAUCGAGAGAGGGCUUAAUCUCCUUCAAUAAGAAUAACCAUGUAAACUUUUCUGGUGAAUAAAUUGAAAUGAAGCUUUCCAGGGUGUCUAUGUUUUGAGAAUACAUUGUGGUGUAUGCAACAAAAACUCGAAGUCAAGCCUCGUCCUCAAAUCUAAAGGUCUCUGAUGGUUGGUUUUCUGAGAAACAAAAUUAACCAGUUUCCCGAGGAACAAAUUGUUAAUUGAUUUGUUAUAAUUAUAUGCCAAGGAAAAAAGUAACGUGUACAAAUCUAUGAAAGUAUUUCUCAGCGUUACUGGGUUCUGGAUUUCUUGUCAGUUGAGCUUGGAUUUUAGAUUUCAAUAGUUAACGGGUUACGGAAAUGAAGCACUCGAAAACGAAGACCGAAGCACGAAGCACCCAAAUCUCGAAAACGAAGCACCCAAAUCUCGAAAACGAAGCACCUAAGACUCGAAAACGAAGCACCCAGGACUCGAAAACGAAGCACCCAAAACUCCAAUUCGAAACACCCAAAUCUCGAAACCACUGUAGGUUGAAGGACCUACAACUUUAAGUCUUGCAUGACGCAAGCCAAACCAGGUGAAGGCAACGGAUGCGUAAAAGCCUUAAAAUAGUAGUUCCCUCCUCCGUCCACGAAAGCACGAAGGUCUGAACAUUCGAGCACGUUUAUUUCUGCAGCGAUUGAACGUGUUUCAAAUUGAUCACGUUUCACUGACAAGACUGACAAGUGCUGACUGUUACCGCUGUCAUUCCUUAUAUUGUUUAGCGCGAGUUUUCCAAAAUCUGCCUGCCCCGCACAAGCACUAAGGCGUUUUUGAUCUUUUUGCCGACUUUCAAAGGAAACUUCGGCUCGCACUAAGCAUUGUCCACCGAUGACAGAUUUCUACCACAAGGUAGUGCGACCCAUACCUUCGUCAAGGUAGCCUACGUGUAGCCGCACCCUCCCCACGACAAAAAAAAAUUCAUAUAAACUCUUUAAAAUAUUUUUCAGUUUUCCUGUUAAACAGUAAAAUUCGUCAUGCAUCUACUACCUGGAGGGAACUAAUUCGAAAAUCAUUAUGUUUGCCUAUUUUCAGGAAUAUCACAGAAAUCGCGAAAAAAAUUAAGAUUUUUUUGUCACAAAAUUACAGAAGUUUGUAUGGAUCUUUAACCAUGUUUCAAGAGUCAUAGAUGGAUCCCUGUUCAACCUUAAAGCACCAAACUUGGUCAAAUAUCCAAUCUCAACAUGUCCUUUUUAUACGGUGGUGUCAGUUUCUCUAUUAGUUUAAAUCUGAUACUCGCCCCAGUGCCCUACGCAACUCCAAAACGGCCAAUAGUCAGGGCGACGGCAUCUCGUAGUUCUACUUGAAUAGUUUUAAACUGCAUUCUAUUCGUUAUCGUGCUUGAUUUCUGCUGUGUUAGCAUUGGUGACUUGACAAGGGACUGUCUAGUGUUUUUAAAGGACAGACAGGUUUCGAGAUUUGGGUGCUUCGUUUUCGAGUUUUGGGUGCUUCGUUUUCGAGAUUUGGGUGCUUCGUUUUCGAGUCUUGGGUGCUUCGUUUUCGAGUCUUGGGUGCUUCGUGCUUCGUGCUUCGUUCUUCGUUUUCGAGUGCUUCGUUUUCGAAACUACCGGUUAUGGAUUCCUUGAGCUGAAUUCCAGAUUCCACCCGCAACAAUUUCUCUAAUUCUGGAACCCGGAUUAUCUUACAUUGGGCGAAACGACCUUAAACGGAUAUUUUUUGUUAAAAGUUCCCAUAGUUGUUAAGUUUAUAAACGAAUUCAUCGUUCUCAUAUCCACAACUGUAAACAAAUCCUUAAGGCUCGUCAAAGACGAUUCCAAGACGGCCGGAAAGGCCUGGAGCGAUAGUGACGGGCACACGACCACGAAAUUGGCACGUGUAACCUUUUCACCUAAGUAGACAUAAUUCUACAUAUUUAGCACGCUUGACAAGAAAAAAACAAUUGUUCCGCAGUCUCUGGCAAGCAGUGUAAAUUGUGUUCUGUUGUAGCCAUGCUGUGCACUCACACAAGGGGUUUGAGAUUAAUUACCUACAGGUGGUUAUCGUUGUGGUCUUUUUCUCUCGUUUUUUUUUUUUUUUGGUUAACUUCAAAGAUUUACUCAGUCAUUUCCUCUCUAUCAGUUUACGGCCGUGAGAUUCAAUAAACGUGGUUAACUAAUGAUAUUUCGCCCAGUAAAUCUAACUCCAGCUUGUCACUGUCGAGAUAUAUGUUGUAGUUAAUUUUUUAUCUCAGGUAAUUUUUGUUUUUGAGUAUGGUAAUGUAUGCUAAUGAAAUGGAAGCAAAGGAAACUUGAGAUUAAAAAAAAUUAACUACAACAUACACCCUUUCUCUCACCUCCAUAUAUAAAACGUGGUUAAGUCCGUUAAAAUCCCAACGUGCGAUGAUAUUUAACACAUGGGAGCCUUACUUUGAUAUCGGUUGCUAUUUCUCAUUGUAAGCAAGGUGAAUCGUGUGAGUUCAGGAAGAUUAAAAUUCACAUAAAAGCGACUGUGCUGUACUGUGCAGUACUUCCCUGUGGUACAAGGUGGUUUUAACUUGUGAGUCUGUGGAUGAAAUCCUAUGUUGUUACCAUUCAUAUGAAAGCUACUGAGCAGUACUUUUCUGUGGUACUGUUUAUCAUACACCGUACAGGGUGGUUCUAUCUUUUGAGGUUGCCACUGAAAUUUUAAUUCAUGUAGCCAUUAAAGUGAGAGCUAAAGGGUAGUACUUUCCUGUGGUACUGUUUAUCACGGUGCACAAAGUAAUUCAAACUUUUUGGCUGUGGAUGAAAUUCUGUAAUGUGACCUUUUUGAGUGAAAGCUAUGAAGCACUAGUUUUCUAAAGUACUGUUAGUUGUGCUGUUCAUAGUGGUGGUAACGUUUGAGUCAGUGGUCGAAAUCAUUAAGAGCGUUUGUUCAAAUAAGAACCUUUUAGGCGCAAUCCAUAUAAAUCCACAUGUUUUUGAAACCGCAUAUUUUUUUACUCCAAUCGGCCUUCUCUCCAUGCACGCGGUCUACUUGAAACCAGUGAAUCCGCUCACCGAACCCCAUCUUUUUGAAACCGCUCUUCAAAACGGUUUAACCCCUUAAGCCCUAAGAAUGAUCAGCAUCAAAUUUCUCCUUGUAAUAUCACUGCUUUGUAAAACAGAGUGGUCAUGAGAAUUACGGACAUUAUCACACAAGAUGAAUUUGCUUGAUAUUUUAUCAACUUCUCUCCACUACUUUGGUGGAAAAUGAAUGGGGGCAACAAACGCGAAUUCAAAUUUUGAUCUUAGGGUCUGAAGGGUUAAGGCGUCGUCCACAAGAAUCCUGGUAAACAAAUAGAUUGAUUUACUUGAACCGUGUAAUAGGUAGUAGAAUACUACUCACUAUUAUGCACCAAUUCUGUUGUCUUCUUUUGUUUACCCGUCGCUAUUUUUGCACUAUUUGUUAUCUGUUUCACGGUUCAAGUAAAAUCGUGUGUACAGGGUCAGAGUCGUUAUUUCUUGUAGUAUUGUUCUCUUUGAGUUGUACAUCGCCGCUCAACGUGUUUGUUUGAGGAUAAAAUCUUUAAAGACUGGCCUGUAGCUUUGCAUUGCGCUAGCAGGGUCUACCCGUUGAAACGUUUACUGGUUAUCACAAGGGAACAGUGUUUUAGUUUUUCUUGUUUUCAAAUUGAGUCAAUCAUUAUUGAGGAAGUGAACAUCUUCAUUUUUUUCCUUUUUCCUCAGAUCUGCGUACAAUGACCGAGAGACUAAAGAGUGGUUAUUUUAGCUCCAAAAAACUUUUUACCGCCGAUAUGAUGAGGAUUUUCACCAACUGCCGAACGUAUAAUGCUCCCGACACUGAGUAUUACAAAUGCGCGAACACCGUGGAACGAUUCUUUCUCAGUAAAGUCAAGGAACUUGGAAAGAGUUGA
Molecule: messenger RNA, 17490 nt
Organism: Porites lobata
Lineage: Eukaryota; Metazoa; Cnidaria; Anthozoa; Scleractinia; Poritidae
Source: the annotation of a GenBank genome assembly